Cladocopium goreaui is the source of this 2562-nucleotide messenger RNA. NCBI's taxonomy places the organism in Eukaryota, Dinophyceae, Suessiales, Symbiodiniaceae. The record is from the annotation of a GenBank genome assembly.
AUGCUGAUUGGCAAAGGAAGGUACCUGGCAGGUCAGGAGCUGGACAUGUUGCAGAAUCCCUGGUGGGAUGCCCCCGACCAAAAGAUGGUUUUCUUUGGCCUCCUCAGCUCCACUUUCGGCCUCGAAGAAGCCGUGGUGCUGAAGUUCUGCAACAAUCGCUACCUGCUGCAGUCGGAGCAGAUGGCCGCAGAGCUUGCACGACACCUGGGAGUCCCCGGCCCCGCGUCGCGGAUCCUGCUGAAGCAGCACGACGUCGCGGAGUGGCAGGAGCUGACGCAAGCUGCGGCCAAGAAGUGCCCGGCACUGCUGGAGAUGUUGGAGAAGAAGGUGUCCAUGCUGUUGCUUCAAUAUGUUCCCGGCAAAAGCUUGGACCAUGAGGAGGAGGCUUUUCUGCCACCGAACCUUCCCUCUGCAUGCAAGGCCUUGGGAAAGUUGUUCACCUUAGAUUUGCUGCUGGGAAACGCAGAUCGGCUGCCCAUUCAGUCACUUGGCUGGCGUGGCAAUCCAGCCAAUACCAUUUGGACCCAUGGACGUUGCGUUCCCAUCGACGCCGCGGUGGCGCGAAGGCCUCCAAAGCUGUUGGUCCGGGACAUGGAUCAGAAGGCGGCCCGGCUUCUGGAGUUAGCCCUGCUGGAUCGCAGCAGUGCACAGGAGCUGCUCCUGCAGACGGUCCACGGCAACGCUGCGGCGCACGACGCCAUCCGCAAGGACUGGGCGACCAGCGAGGGCGCCUGGUUGGAGCGAUACGGUGGGAAGGCCAACGCCGAAAAAGAUGGGGCCAUGAGCAGUGUGAAAGCGUUCAAUGAAGGGCUGAAAGCUGCCUUGGCGCAAGCAGUGGAGGAGCAGGGACUUUUGGAGAUGAUGACUGAUGUGGUAGACUCGUGGGUUCAGAAUUUCAAGGCUGAUAUGAAGGGCGUUCAGGUGUCCACGCGUGAACUGAAACUCAGCAACACCGUGGAACUGCGCGACCUCAGCAAAGAGGAGAGCAAACCGGAUACCUUCAAAGAAAGGUUGGCCUCAUGGCAGGAUUUGCUCCGCGAAAAGACCCAAGUGCUACAUCAAGCCGUGCAUGACUGGGCUCGGCGCCGGGAUCAUCAAAGCUCCUUUUCCUUUCGAGGUUUCCUGGGCGAGAGUGUGUUGAAUCCAGUGGCUGAUGCCUAUGAGCUUCUUGUGCGGUUGCGACAGCUCACCAGCCGCAUUAAAGUCUUGCACAUUGCGAGUUCGGUCUCGCGCCCUGCAGAUUUAGCACCAAAGGCUCCACUCUUCCUUGGUGGUGCUACCAGCCUUUGCCUGCACUUGCUGCGAAAGCUUGGCGAGACGCACAUUUUGAAUUGCACAGAAGAUCUCCCGGCACCCGAAACGGACGAGUUGGGAGAGAUUCAGUGGUCCCGACUGCCGUUGCCAGACCGAGAAGAUCAGGACCUGAUGCCAACGCUGCAGAAGGCCCUCGACAUCAUUGCGGAGGCGGAGGCCUCUGGCGGCAAAGUGCUGGUGCAUUGCCAUGAAGGGAAGAGCCGAUCUGUCUCCGUAUGUUUGGCCUACCUGGUCUCAAAGCAGAUUCCCUUGGCCGACGCCUUGACCUAUGUGAAGUCCAAGCGCCCAGUGGCGCGGCCCAACGCGGGGUUUCUGAAGCAGCUCCUGGCCUUCGAGCUACAGACCUUGGGGACGAACUCGGUGCUUCCUGAGGAGUUGCUGCGGGGGAAGCCGGUGCUGAGCUCUGGAAACCGGACUGGUGAAGUGCGGCCACCCACUGCUGGACAGGUGCAUAUCCUUGGGCACGAUGUGACGACCCCGGAGGGGAUGAUGGAGGCGUACAAAAACCUGGGCGUGUGCCCACAGGUAGAUCCUCUCUGGGAGAAUUUGACCGGCAAAGAGCACUUGAUGUUUUUUGGACGUAUCAAAGGGGUGCCCGAGGCAACGCUGUCCAGAAAAGUGGAUGAUCUCCUGUACCGCCUGGGUCUGAACCGUGAGGAUUCGAACAGAAAGUCUACGGAGUACAGCGGCGGUAUGAAACGCAAGCUGAGCUUGGCGAUUGCGCUGAUUGGGCGCUCGCCCUUGCUGUUUCUCGAUGAGCCCUCGGCCGCGGUGGAUGCUGGAGCCAAGCGACACCUCUGGAAGGUCUUGCGGCGAAGGGGCCGAGAGCAGACGGUGGUCGUGACCACUCACUCCAUGGAGGAGGCAGAAGCGCUUUGCGACCGAAUUGCCAUUCAGGUCCGUGGGCAGCUGCGCUGUUUGGGAUCCCCUGACCACAUCAAGAAAGAAUAUGGAUCUGGUUGCCAGUUGGAGCUUUUCUGUGAUUGCAGAGGCGCAGAUGCAGAGAGCAAAGCGCAGGAGCUCCGGGGCUUUGUCGAGACUUUGGCCCCUGGAAGCGGACAUCGCCUGGAGCAUCACGGCACGGGCAGGUUCCUCUUCCAGUUGCCCAAAGACUCCAGCCUUGGCCAGAUCUUCCUAGGAGUCGAACAAAACAAAAUCGCUUUGGGCAUCUCAUACUACUUUAUCAAUCAGCCUUCCCUGGAGCAGGUUUUUGUCCGCUUCGCCCGAGAGCAAGAGGACGACGUUUAG